AUGAGUCGAUCGAGAACCGAUCAAAAAUCAGGAUCAUGGAGUCAUAUGGAGGUCGAUUUAACAAGUAAAAAUUUACAAAGAACCAAAAAUUCAUCGUGUAGACGAAUUCUUUAUCGUUCAAAUUCAUUUAAUGCAUUUCUUUCUCAACAAAGUGAACAAAUGGCUGGGACAAUACAAUUAUUUUAUUUGUAUGAAGAUAAAAAUUCAAAGAAUAUGUGCAGUCUUGAUAAAUCAAAAGAAGGAAAGAAAUCACAAACAGUUGAAAGAAUAGUCGAUGAAAUCCGACUUAGUUUUAUAGAUCGUCCAAUUGGACAUGUAAAGAUUAAAAAUUUAAGUAAUUGGGAUUUUAACAUUUUUCAUUUAAAACGAGCAAGUUCCAAUUAUACCAUUCGUGAUAUUGGUUUACAAAUAAUGAAUGAAUAUGAUUUAUUUCAAAAAUUAAAAUUAAAUUAUUUCAUGAUGGCUAGAAUAUUCAGCUCUAUAGAAGCAGCUUACCACAAUUUCAAUCCGUAUCAUACAGCGUUGCAUGCAGCCGAUGUACUACAAGCAGUGCAUUGUUUUAUAUCACAGAGUCAACUUCUGACCAUUUUAAGUCCGACAGAAAUUUUCGCUAGUCUAUUGGCAGCCGCUUUACAUGAUGCUGAUCAUCCCGGUGUCAAUCAAUCCUAUCUAGAGAAGACAGGUGAUUUUUUAGUUGAUUUAUAUAAAUCUGUUUCUGUAUUGGAAAAACAUCAUGCAAAAUUUGGAUUAUGCAUUCUUCAAGAAAAUGGAUUGUCUAAUGCAUUAGAAUUACAUGAAUGGGAAUUCGUGCGUGACUGUUUUCUAAAAUUAAUUCCAGCUACUGACAUUACAUAUCAAGGAGUAUAUCAAAAACAAUUCAAAGAUUUAACAAACUAUCAUAUGGCUAAUCCAUCAUUACCAUUUACAAUAUCCGAUCGGCUGUUGAUCAUGCAAAUGGCUUUAAAGUGCUCAGAUAUUAGUAAUCCCUGUCGAAUUUGGCCGAUAUGUAAAGAAUGGGCAAUACGUGUUUGUUGUGAAUUAUUUUGUCAAGGUGAUAGAGAACGUUUUCAAUGGUCAUUACAACCUAUACCAACAAUGGAUCGCACAAAAUUUACUUUAGCGAGAAUACAAAUUGGAUUUAUUAGAGAUAUGGUGAAACCAUUAUUAACUGGAUGGCAUGAAUUUCUCCAAAAUAAUCUUACAUUGAAAAUUUUACAAAAUUUAGAUGAAAAUUUAAAAAAUUGGUUAACUGAUUUAUCUUUAUCGUCGUCAGCAUCAUCAUCAUCAGGCAUGACAAAUUAUGUUAAUCGUCAUAAUUCAUUAGAUAGUCAACUGUUAUCAACAUUACCACUUAGUAAUAAUAAUAAUCAAUCUAUUUCAUCAAAUCAAAUUAAACAAAAAACGAUUAAAUCACAGAUAUCGGAUCAAAAAAGUAAAAUUGACAUACAAAAACCUUUUAUAGGAUCCAUUCAUUUAACUCAUUCACCAAUUCAAGAAAUUGAAACAAUGAAUGCACCUGAAUCAUUUGAUUCUACUACUACUACUAAUAAUAAUAAUUUACAUUCAGGUAAAUUAUAUCAAACAAUAUUUAUUACAACACGUGUUAUACGUCGACAUUCAUUACCGGAAACUCAAUUAGCUAUUAGAAAAACAUUUAAUUUUUCAUUAUCAAAUAAAUCAAGUACUGUUGUUCUAUUAAAAAAUGAUACACAAAAUAUAUUAUCAUUACAUUCAAGAAAUAAUAAUAAUUUACCAGUCGGUAAGAUUAAAUCUCAAUCAUCUACCUUCAAAUCACCAUCAUCACUAUCGCCAUCGUCUACAUGUACAGUAUCUGCAAAUCUAUUACAAAUGUUAUAUGAAGAAUUAAAACAUAAUAAUACUAAUAAUAAUAAAUCAAAUUAUGUAUUAUCUAAAAUUGAUAUAAAAUCAAUUCCAAAUACAAGUCGUUAUAAAGAUAAUAAAUUAUUGGAACAAAAAGUAUUAGAUUUAAAUUGUGAUCGUACAUUAUUACGAUUUUCUGCACUUGCUCAUCGUCGUAGUAGUGCACCAAUUACAGAACAUUAAAAUGUAUACAUAAACAUAUAGUUUAAAUGGGAAAUUGAUAUUCUUUCUUCUUUUUUUAAAUGUAUCAUUUAUUAUUUACUAUAUAUUCACAAUGGAUUUAGAUUGAAUGACUCAAUCUUCACUCAGUAUCAUUUAUUGUCAAUAAUAUGAAUAAGAACGAUACUACUACUAAUACUAAUACUAAUACUACUGAUUUUGUUAGCGCUGUUAGCAUUCGGUCAAUCAUGUACUUCAUCUGUACAUAAACUAAAAAGAAAUAUUUAUAUAAUCUUAAGACAUUGUCAACGUGAAAGUGAAGUUAUGACUUUAUAGUUAUAGCAAUCAGUUUAACAACUAAAUGAAUUGUUGAUUUUAAUUCCAAUUCACCUAUUACGAAUCAAUAAGUCAGGAUGGUACUAUUGAAGAUCUACAAAUACUCACACAAACAUAUAAACAAAAGUGAGUUUGGAUCAUAUAUGAAUUUCAUAAAUCUUUUGUACUGGUUAAGAUGAUGUUCUACAUUAACCGUAGUCAGUAGCUUAAGUAGGAAGGAAUGAGAAAAACACAUUUUAAUGUAUUUAUCUCCAUGUCAGUUUAUAUGAGUGUACAUGCUAACUCAAUAAAUGUUUUGUUUUCUUAAAAAAAAACAUUAUUAAUUACAAUUAUUCAAACCUUUUUUUUGAAAUUUUGUGUAUCUGUGCUUGUAUGCAUGUGUUAGUGUUGAUUGUCUGUAACGAAACCCCCCACCCC
Messenger RNA from Schistosoma rodhaini, 2793 nucleotides. The record is from the annotation of a GenBank genome assembly. NCBI's taxonomy places the organism in Eukaryota, Metazoa, Platyhelminthes, Trematoda, Strigeidida, Schistosomatidae.